AGAAGAAAAAGGUCAACAUUCCAAGAUGGCAGCGCGCUGUGUGCUUGGGUACAUAUGGACCUCUCUUUCUGGGUUUAAAUGUGUGGCCAGCAGCAGCAAUAUGAGUGCCUUUCAGAGGAAAACAAGAUGCCCACAGCUCUCGGUUUUUGGAAAUAUUCAAAGCAGAGGAAUUCGACACAUGGUGGAAAAGAAAGAAGGCAAAACAACAAUAAUUGAGGGAACAACUGAGGAUACCCCAAGCAGACUACAGCCACCCAACGCCACAGCCCAGUGCCCCAUCUAUCGAUGGAACCUGCAGAACAAAUACAACUACACAGAUGUCCUGUUGCUCAGUCAGUUCAUCAGGUCUGAUGGAGGAAUGCUGCCUCGUAGAGUCACUGGUCUCUGUGCCCAGGAGAACCGCAAGAUCGCCAUCUGUGUGCAGAUGGCUCACAGAGCAGGUCUGCUCCCAGAUCACAAACCAACACUACCAGAGGGUCACAUCACAAAGAAGCCCAAGCCACAGCUCAACAGAUAUCUGACUCGCUGGUCCAUUGAUUCAGUGAAGCCCAUCUAUAGGACGGGGCUGAAGUGGUGUAAAAACCGCAUCUCAGUCGGCCACCCAGCUCUCAGAAACAACGUACAGUACGGCAAGAAAAUCCUCUACCUGAAACAUUGAUGACCUGAGGGCAUGUCAACUCACAGCAGCAGAAGUCAGUGUGGGCGGGACAGAGAUGGGGUACAACAGUUCUAUUGGACGUCUUUCCUUGUAGUACUCCUGGCCCAUUUGGAGCUCCAUUGACUUUGAGAACUAGCCAUUGGAAAAGCUGGGGGAGCAUCUGUAUUUGUCCAGCCUAUUUAUCUAUUGGUGGACAUUGCCCAUUGGAAACCCAUUCUGUCAUUUGACCUUUUUGAAGAUGCCCUGAAACAAAACUAUUAAAGUCCACAUUUAGGGGCUCUAUUAAUCCGCAUCGCGGCAGUUCAGCUCUACAGCGUGAUUGACAUUUUAAAGGCAAUGUUCCAGCUUUACCAGAGACUGCAUUCACGGUAACCGCUGCAUAUGUCAGCUCAAUCGGGCAUUACCUUUACAUUUCUAUUGCGGAAUCUGUAACGCUUCAGCAAUACAGAUUGAAUAGAGCCUUUGCUGUAAGAUCAAUUGGGUCAGUAUUGCACUGUUUUGAUGUAGGUGGGAUGUUGUACUUCAAGACAACCCAGAUGUGCAAAUAAAACGGAUCUGCUUUUUCUCCCUCCACCAUGUGUGUUUGCAUGAGUGUGGAAGUAAGCAUUUACUGGGUCUAUUGACAGAAAUGAACCAAGUCCAUGUGGAGGUAAAUCACAAAUAAUUAAUGAUUUUAGUUUGUUUAUUUACUUUAAAUAACAGUAAAGAAACAUCUCUUGCAUAAAUAGAACUGUUUUGGGUGGGGAUAAAACACUGCUUGCUCAGAUGAGAGGUUUAUGAUGAUUCUCAGUUUAGAUAAGUGGUAGGUGUUGGCUCCAGCUCUGGAUCUCACUGGCUCUUUAAAGCAUGAAGGGCAGGUCCAGGUUCUUCAGUCCGUCGCCCAUGUAGAUGUAUCCGUGCUGGGGGGUCAUGGGUACGUGGAACGCGGUCAGGCCCAGCCACAGCAUGCUACGGAUCACACACACUGUGCUGCCACGUUCAAACUGCAAGCUCCACGACCCUAUACACACAAGUAUAUGGGUUAUGAAGAUUAUCACACAAACUGCUGCUCGUCCAUGACCUUUCAUAAACAGAGACCAUGUACAGAUCUCACAUUACUCCCUCAUUCAUUGAAUCCACUCUUCCCUAUGUAAAGAAGUCUACACAGCAAAAAGGUAACAGUUGGCUGAUAGCUCAAUAAUUUAGAAGGGUUUAUUAAGUCCUUUCCCUGACUCUAAAUAUCAGGGUGGCCUGGCGGAGCAGCUGUCUGCUCAUGGCCAUCACCCAUAGCCAGAGAACACUGUUCAUGCUGAAUGGGAGCCUAGCAGAAUUCUCUCACCGCAGAUUCACUGCACCAUUAAUCAGGAGGCUCCAGGACUUCUUGGAAAUAAUUAAUUAAUCUGUAACCUCCCAAUUAUCAAAGCAUUAAACAUGAAAUGAAACCUUGUGCCAGAGCUAUCUAGGAACAGCGAUUCCAGUAAAUUGUGUCAGUUUUUUCGAUACUGUUUUUCUCUCAUAUUUCAGUUUCACAAUGCUAUGGGGUGGGGAAUUAAUUGAAACCUUUUGCAAGAGAUAUCUAGAAACAGAGAUUCCAGAAAUAGGGUCUAUUGGGAGGUGUUUGACAAUGCUCUUUGUCUAUGGGGAGAGAUUCAUCUUCCAUGACCCAAAGACACUCCUGCCAGGUUGAUGUGAUUUGAGAAGCUGUUCAGUGAUGGUGUCCAGAUAAGUGUACUUUCCACUGAAACACGCUGGCGGUUUAAAACUCACACGUGGCAUAGGGAGGAACCCAAUGGGAGAACAGGCAUGGAAGGGGUAUUGGCAUAAAUCAGAAGUCGAUAACAGCAACUGUUGCCACAUACUUCCAGGCAAGUCUGGAGGAUCGCUGUGGUGAGCGGGGUAGCUUCACUCAGAGAUACCAGAGGAAAGCACUUUCGGUGGAGAUCCAUCAUUUUGUCCUUAAACUGUCUUUAGUCUGGGUCUCUCGCUCCCUUCAGCAAAGGCUUGAGGCCUGGCCCUUAAGUUCUCAGUGAGGAUGAUGCUGUCACUGGGACAGCUGUGUAAUGUAAGCUGGUUUGGGAAAGUUUCACGCGCAGGCACACAUUCACACACCGCAGAGAUGCUCAUCCCUUUGAAAUGAACAGCUGUGAUGUUUUAGAGAUACUGCUGUGUGAGCCUCUCACUUUUCCACAGCACCCACACCACAAACAAAUUGUGAUACAUGUCUGUCUAGACAAACUACAGUUUGAUAUCAUCCAGAUAUAAACUGACAGACUGACCAGGGGAAAUCUAUGAUCCGUUAUUGUUGUCACUUGUAAAAAUCCACUUAAAUCGGUGUAGAUGAAGUGGAGGAAAUGGGUAAAAAAAAAAAUUUAAGACACUUUUGCACACUCUUGGCGUUCUCUCAACCAGCUUCAUGAGGAAUGAUUUUCCAACAGUCUUGAAGGAGUUCCCAUAUGCUGAGCACUUGUUGGCUGCUUUUCAUUCACUCUGCGGUCCAACUCAUCCCAAACCAUCUCAAUUGGGUUGAGGUCGGGUGAUCUGAUGCAGCACCAUCACUCUCCUUCUUGGUCAAAUAGCCCUUACACAGCCUGGAGGUGUGUUUGGGGUCAUUGUCAUAUUGAAAAACAAAUGAUAGUCCCACUAAGCGCAAACCAGAUGGGAUGGUGUAUUGCUGCAGAAUGCUGUGGUAGCCUUGCUGAUUAAGUGUGCCAUACUCUUGUGUCUCACAAAGAUGCGUCGGUUGGAACCAAAAAUCUCAAAUUUGGACUUAUCAGACCAAAGGACCGAUUUCCACCGAUCUAAUGUUUCUUCUUCUUAUUGGUGUCCUUUAGUGGUGGUUUCGUUGCAGCAAUUAUACCAUGAAGGCCUGAUUCACGCAGUCUCCUCUGAACAGUUGAUGUUGAGAUGUGUCUGUUACUUGAACUCUGAAGCAUUCAUUUGGGCUGCGAUCUGUGGUGCAGUUAACUAGUGAACUUAUCCUCUGCAGCAGAGGUAACUCUGUCUUCCUUUCCUGUGGCGGUCCUCAUGAGAGCCAGUUUCAUCAUAGCUCAUAGCUCUCAUGGUUUUUGCGACUGCACUUGAAGAAACUUUCAAAGUUCUUGAAAUUAUCCAGAUUGACUGACCUUCAUGUCUUCAAGUAAUGAUGGACUGUCGUUUCUCUUUGCUUAUUUGAGCUGUUCUUGACAUAAUAUGGACUUGGAUCUUUUGCCAAAUAGGGCUGUCUUCUGUAUACCACAACACAACUUAUUGGCUCAAAUGCAUUCAUAAAGAAAGAAAUUUAAUAAGGCACACCUGUUAAUUGAAAUGCAUUCCAGGCAACUACCUCAUGAAGCUGGUUGAGAGAAUGCCAAGAGUGUGUAAAGCUGUCAUCAAGGCAAAGGGUGGCUAUUUGAAGAAUCUCAAAUAUAAAAUAUAUUUUGAUUUGUUUAACAGUUUUUUGCUUACUACAUGAUUCCAUAUGUGUUAUUUCAUAGUUUUGAUGUCUUCACUAUUAUUCUACAAUGUAUAAAAUAGUAAAACUAAAGAAAAACCCUUGAAUGAGUAGAUGUGUCCAAACUUUUUUGACUGGUACUGUAUGCAUACAUACUUUGGAUGGUGCCCCUCUUAUAAAUACAGUGCUGUGAAAAAGUAUUUGCGCCCUUUCUACUUUUGCAUAUUUUUGAUACUGAAUGUUAUCAGAUCUUGAAACCAAAACCUAAUAUUAGAUAAAGGGAACCUGAGUGAACAAAUACCCAAAUACCCAUCGGGGAUGGCUUACCCUGGAUUUCCCUUCAAUCUCCACAAGUUAGGUAAAUCUGCAUUCAUUUUUUUGGCACCUAUAAUGUGAAAUUAUCUCCAGAAGUCCUUUAAAGUUGUUGGAUUUGGUGCCUCUAAGGCAAUUCAGAUGGAUGUUAGAGUGCCUUUUUACUGAAGAAUGUAUUUGUUUCAUAUGAUUGUGUUUUUCUUUUCGUAUUUUGUGUUUGCUUUCUUAUGUAUGGUGUAAUUGAUGUGUAUAUAGAUAUGUAUAGUGUAAUUGUUUUUUA
This is a messenger RNA of Salvelinus fontinalis (brook trout), 4659 nucleotides long. Its product is annotated as 39S ribosomal protein S18a, mitochondrial-like. NCBI's taxonomy places the organism in Eukaryota, Metazoa, Chordata, Actinopteri, Salmoniformes, Salmonidae. Gene Ontology annotation, molecular function: small ribosomal subunit rRNA binding; structural constituent of ribosome. Gene Ontology annotation, cellular component: mitochondrial small ribosomal subunit; ribosome. Bases 26 to 658 code for a protein of 210 amino acids. Gene Ontology annotation, biological process: mitochondrial translation. The record is from RefSeq and is a predicted model, not a curated record. The transcript is spliced from 6 exons.